Messenger RNA from Chlorella variabilis, 621 nucleotides. RefSeq lists its product as hypothetical. The coding region runs from base 1 to 621 and encodes 206 amino acids. Lineage: Eukaryota; Viridiplantae; Chlorophyta; Trebouxiophyceae; Chlorellales; Chlorellaceae. The record is from RefSeq and is a predicted model, not a curated record. The transcript is spliced from 2 exons.
AUGGCGUCGGCUAUUCUCGGGCCCCUGUGCGAUGGGCAGCACUCCCAGCACGAUGUGCUGCACUACGCCCACCCCUCCCUGCUCUCGCUGGGGCCGCUGCGCCUGGAGACAUGCUGGUGGGUGCCGCUGCUGUUCGCGGCAGCGGGCAUCAUCCUGGGCGUGUCUCACCCGCUGCUGGACGCGUGGCAGCAGGAGCGGGGAGGGCAGCAGCCACGCGGCGGCGCCGACCCGUCCUGGUCCUUUGUGCUGGCAGCAAUCACGCUGUUUGUGCUGCAGUACGCGGCCAGCGGCACGCUGGAGGAGCCGCUGCUCAGGCAGGCCCUGCCCGGCGGCCUGCCGGCGCUGGACGCGCUGCUGCUGUCGUCGGGGGUGGCGCUGUGGUGGGCCUUUGACUGCAGUCCGCAGGGCCUGCUCAUGGCCUGCCUGACCGCGGUGGCAGGCCCCGCCGUGGAGGUUGCCCUCAUCAACGGCCUGCACGCCUACACCUACACCCACCCAAGCUUCCUGGGCAUCCCCUCCUGGAUAGCGUGGGUCUACCUGGCGGGCGGGCCGGCGGUGGGCAACCUGGGGCGCAGGGUGAGCAGCAGCAUUGUGGCGGCCAGGAGAGAAAGGGACACAUGA